Molecule: messenger RNA, 1544 nt
Organism: Thlaspi arvense
Lineage: Eukaryota; Viridiplantae; Streptophyta; Magnoliopsida; Brassicales; Brassicaceae
Source: the annotation of a GenBank genome assembly
ACCAGAAGCCGUUGACCAGCUCCAAAAUCUCAUCGUCUCGUCAUAAACCGAUGGAGAGCAGACAAGCGAGUAACUCGAAGAUCCAUGUCUUUUUAUUGGCUGGUCUGAUUCUAUUGAGCUCGAUCGAUCGAAUCUCGUCUCUCUCGGUGACCGUGAACGACGACGAAUGCGUCCAAGAGUACGUCCUUUACGAAGGAGACACUGUCUCCGGAAACUUCGUCGUCGUCGACCAUGAUAUCUUCUGGGGAUCAGAUCAUCCUGGUUUGGAUUUCACGGUGACAUCUCCUGCUGGGAACAUUGUACAGACAUUGAAAGGAACAUCUGGAGAUAAGUUUGAGUUUAAGGCACCAAGAAGUGGAAUGUAUAAAUUUUGUUUCCACAACCCUUACUCUACUCCUGAAACUGUCUCUUUCUACAUUCACGUUGGUCACAUUCCAAACGAGCAUGACUUAGCCAAAGACGAACAUUUGGACCCGGUUAAUGUCAAGAUCGCUGAGCUUAGAGAGGCUUUGGAAUCUGUUGUUGCUGAGCAGAAGUAUUUGAAAGCACGUGAUACUCGUCACCGUCAUACUAAUGAGAGCACGAGAAAGCGAGUGAUAUUCUACACAGUAGGAGAGUACAUUUUCCUUGCAGCAGCAAGUGGUCUUCAGGUUCUUUACAUCCGUAAGCUCUUCAGCAAGUCGGUUGCAUACAACAGGAUAAGUUGCCCAUUCAACGAUCGUAAAAGUCACUUUCUCUCUACUUUCUUGAUCUCUCGCUCUGUUUCACUGAUUGUGAUCGAGAAGAAAGAACAAAAAAUGUUGGCGAUUUUCGACAAAAACGUGGCCAAGAGCCCUGAGGCUCUACAGAAUCCGGAAGGUGGAUCGGUUUGUGCUCUUAAAGAUGGGUUCUUGCCGAACCACUUCGCCUCCAUUUAUCCUGGUGCUGUCACCAUCAAUCUCGGAUCUUCUGGUCUCAUCGCUUGCUCCCUCGAUAAGCAGAACCCUCUUCUUCCCAGAUUGUUUGCAGUGACGGAUGAUAUGUUCUGUAUCUUCCAAGGACAUAUAGAGAACAUUCAAUUCUUAAAGCAACAAUACGGACUAACAAAAACAUCAACAGAGGUGACCAUUGUGAUCGAAGCAUACAGAACACUAAGAGAUCGUGGUCCAUACUCUGCAGACCAAGUCGUCAGAGACUUCCACGGCAAGUUCGCGUUCAUGCUCUUUGACUGCUCCACUAAAAACGUCUUCCUUGCUGUGGACGCAGAAGGAAGUGUUCCUCUCUUUUGGGGAACAGAUGCUGAAGGUCAUCUCGUUCUUUCUGAUGACGUUGAGACUGUGAAGAAAGGUUGUGGUAAAUCCUUUGCGCCAUUCCCUAAAGGAUGUUUCUUUACUUCAUCUGGAGGCUUGAGGAGCUAUGAGUAUCCGUUAAACGAGUUAAAACCUGUACCGAGAGUGGACAGCUCUGGUGAAAUGUGCGGUGUAACUUUCAAAGUUGACUCUGAGGCUAAGAAAGAAGGAGCAAUGCCUAGAGUCGGUAGUGUUCAGAAUUGGUCUCAGCAAAUC